Molecule: messenger RNA, 1432 nt
Organism: Triticum urartu
Lineage: Eukaryota; Viridiplantae; Streptophyta; Magnoliopsida; Poales; Poaceae
Product: Haloacid dehalogenase-like hydrolase (HAD) superfamily protein
Source: RefSeq, a predicted model, not a curated record
AAGAAAGCCCAAAAGAAAACCCUUCCACUCCAUCCCAUCUCUCCCCCUCGCCUCUUUCCCCUUCCCAUUUCCAUGGAGUCGUGCAGCUUCCGCACCGCCACCUCUCCUUCGCCGUUCCCCUCGGCUCCGUCCUCCUCCUCGUCCGCUCGCGUGCCGUGCCCCAGUCUCCGGUUCGCCAGAGCAAGAAAUGGGAGGCAGAUGCGGAUGCGGAGGAUGGCGUCGGGUUUUGAUGCCUUCCCACCCCUCCCAGGCAAAGUCUUCGUCGAGGAGACAAUUGGAGCUGAAUAUGGGGAAGGAUUUGAGACUUUCAGGAUGGACGGACCACUCAAUAUCGAUGUGGAUUAUCUAAACGAAAAAUUGCAAGAAUGCUUCCUUCAAAGGAUAAGGCAUGCUAUGAAGCCGGAUGAAGCAUUUGGUCUAAUUUUCUCAUGGGACAAUGUUAUUGCUGACACAGACUCACUAAAGUUGGAUGCUUGGAGACAGCUUGCUUUGGAGGAAGGGAAGGACAUCCCUACUGCUGCUCAUAUCCAAAAGAGUAUUCUUCAUGGUGCUGCUGACCAUGUCCUUAGAAAGGUUUUGUAUUGGGCAAAAGAGGAUGAUCAAAUGGAAAGAUUGAAGGCACGCCUUAUCGAGCUUUACUAUGAAAGCCUCUUUAGACUUGAUACCCCAGUAGAAGGAUUGAGAGAAUGGUUGGAUGCAGUUCGGACAGCAGGUAUACCCUGUGCUGUGGCAUCGUCCCUGGAUAGGAGAUGCAUGGUUGAAGCUUUGGAUAGGAUGUCGUUAAGCAAAUACUUCAAGGCGAUUGUGACCGAUGAGGAUGACAUGGAGUCAAUAGCACAUAGGUUUCUCUCAGCUGCUGUUAAGUUGGAUCGGAAGCCCUCGAAAUGCAUAGUGUUUGAGGAUGACCCAAGAGGCGUUACAGCUGCUCACAACUGCACUAUGAUGGCAGUUUCCCUGAUUGGUGCUCAUCCGGCGUACGAGCUGGAACAAGCGGACCUUGCUGUCGCGAGAUACAGCGAGCUCUCGGUGAUCAACCUCAGAAGGAUGUUUGCACACAAGGGGCUAAGCUUCAUGGACAUGCAGAAGCAGAUAAUUGAGAGGUCACCGCCCAAGAGAAAGCUGACAGUAGACACCAUCUUCUGAUUAACUAUUUUGCUCCGGUUCCCCAUCUUCUGUUCUUGAACCGCUAGCCUGCCUGUGGCUUGCGCACUGUACAUAGUGUUGCAUUGCAUGUGAGUUAGAUAAGAUAGUGGCGUAGUGCUAAUCUUAGCUGAUCCCGUCGUGUUGCACUCGUUCAGAGAUCUCUGAAUGUAGUAGCUGUAUUCAAAAUUACAGGGAGAAAAUUGCCGCCGUUGCUGCUGCAAGCUAAUGGCGGUAUCGAAUUUAUUCAUUAUUUUUAAGUUACAUGGAGAUGACUAUUGCACAUUGCUAA